Molecule: messenger RNA, 581 nt
Organism: Pundamilia nyererei
Lineage: Eukaryota; Metazoa; Chordata; Actinopteri; Cichliformes; Cichlidae
Product: selection and upkeep of intraepithelial T-cells protein 7-like
Exons: 3
Coding region: 1-549 (182 amino acids)
Biological process (GO): cellular response to lipopolysaccharide; T cell costimulation; immune response
Cellular component (GO): external side of plasma membrane
Source: RefSeq, a predicted model, not a curated record
AUGGUAAGAAAAAUUAUGAAUGAUCAGAAAAUCAUCACAGCUGAUUCUGGACAGAACAUCACUCUGACAUGUCGAGCUCCAAAUAGCAACAACAUCAUAGUUGUAGAGUGGAGCAGAGCUGACCUGGAAGAUGAAUAUGUCUAUAUGUACCGAGAUGAGGGGCCUGUACUUGAAGACCAGCAUCCAUCUUUUAAGAACCGGGUGGAUCUGCAGGACAGACAGAUGAAGGAUGGAGACGUGUCUUUGAUUCUGAACAAUGUGACAAUUAAUGAUACUGGAACAUACGAGUGUCGUGUCUUUAUGAGAGAACGAAACCGCAGGAAGAGAGCUCAUCUGAAGACCGACCCCAUCAGCAUCAUCGACCUGAGUGUUGUUGUUCCUCCAGGUCAACCAGGAGACGACAACAAAGAUGAAGGUGGAGGGAAGGAAGAUGGAUCUGUUGGACUGAUCGUCAGUCUGAUAGUUUCUGCUGUGCUUCUUGCUGCUACUGUUGUUGGAUUUUUGAUCUACAGAAAACAUAAACAGCAGAAUCAGGGUCCAUACUCCUGAGUAAUUGCAGCACACUUAAGAUGUCUUUGAGU